UCCUGGUGGGAGCUGUCGGGCCCUCGUGAGCCUCUGGAUAUUGGGCAACGCUGGUGAUUGCAUCCACGAGUCGGGGGAUUCCGGAUGGGGGUACACGGCUUCAAGAAGUUAGCUGUUCAGUUGCACUGGAACAAUCCCGAAAAGAGAAGUGACUAUUUCGACCAAUCAGGAAUGACGAUCUACUUCACCCUGGUCCUGCGAGCUUAUGAUGCAGGUAUCCUGAUAACUGGUCAAGAGAGCCUACUGAUCCCACCUGGAGAGCCUAGUGUGAAAACCAUGGCCAGAACCCCCGGCGCAUGUACCAACCGUUCCUUCACAGGGCCAAUAUAUGUAACAGAAGCUGCUAACCACAUGCAUUACCUAGGUGUUUCCCAAUCUCUGGAGCUCUACAGGAAUGGCGUCAAAGUCCGAGAUCUUGCACGUGACCGUAAAUAUAACUAUGACAACCCACUGACCCACAAAUUCAGUGAGCCCGUUGAGAUCCGACCUGGUGACGAGCUGAGGACGCAUUGUGAGUUCGCAUCCUCCAAGAAGUCUACGACAACGAUGUUCGGUUCUGCGACGUCCGACGAGAUGUGCUACAGUUUCAUCACCUACUACCCUCAACAGAACUCCAACAGACCAUUCCUCACCAACUUCAAGAGUAUUCCUAAAUGCAUGCUUGGCAUUGAGGACACGUACGAAGGUUGUGCUUGGAAGACGAUUUCAUCCGACCCCGAAUUAUUGCAGCUUCAAGUCCUUGUGAACACCACUUGCAACUUGUUUGAGAAGUGUUCGCCGGCAUGUUACAACGCCAUUCAGACAACAAAGCAGCACAAAUGUUUCCAGGGCGAUAUAUGGAAAUAUAACAUCUAUACACUGUUUAGGAUGAAGAUCACCAUCACGUUUCUCAUGAAGUUACGGUCGUGUGAGUGUGAAGAUGUUGCACCCUCCUCAGCACCCCCUACAGCCCCCGACGCAGUCUCCAAGCCUGACAACAGCACCUGUGACUGGGCAGGCUUAUAUGUUCCAUCGGUUGGAAACCCACUCGACACUAUCAUCAUCAACGUCACUGGCAGUUGUGCUGCUACGGGCGACUGUCUCAAGGAGUGCGUGCCUGCUGUCAGGGCUGCGAGGGAACAUCCGUGCUUCCAGGGAGCGGAGUGGGAACACGGACGGCGUUACCUCUAUGAAAGAACAAACUUCAAAACUCUGGAGUUUCUCUUGGACUUUGAAUCCUGUAAUUGCGAGUUGGGGAUCGCUGCUACACCUCCUACUACACCUCCUACUGAAUCUGACACUGAACCUGCUACUACACCUACUACUGAACCUGCUACUGCACCUCCUACUACACCUGCUACUGAAUCUGACACUGAACCUGCUACUACACCUACUACUGAACCUACUACUGAACCUCCUACUACACCUGCUACUGAAUCUGACACUGAACCUGCUACUACACCUGCUACUACACCUGCUACUGAAUCUGACACUGAACCUACAACAGGUGCAGUUUCAUUUCAGUAUAGUUAUCAUCACCUUGUUCUUCUAACAAUCAUUUCCGUCUUCAGUGUUCUUGCUUCGUAA
Haliotis rufescens (red abalone) is the source of this 1566-nucleotide messenger RNA. RefSeq lists its product as uncharacterized. Gene Ontology annotation, molecular function: dopamine beta-monooxygenase activity. The record is from RefSeq and is a predicted model, not a curated record. NCBI's taxonomy places the organism in Eukaryota, Metazoa, Mollusca, Gastropoda, Lepetellida, Haliotidae. The transcript is spliced from 4 exons. The coding region runs from base 85 to 1566 and encodes 493 amino acids.